AAAUUCAUACAGAUUUAAAUCAAAAGCAUAAACAAUUUGAUGCAAAUAGGUAUUUGUAGUAUCAUAACCUCAAAAUAGAGCGCUGACACGGAACAGAAAACUGUAAAAGAAGUAGGCCAUAAAGGCGUCCUACAUUUUACUUCCCACGCCUUCUGGCGUAUUGCAUUUUCGAAAAGGUUUUUGAUGUUAUAUGACAUUUACAUCACGAAAAAUCGUGUCACUCAUUUUCGUUGGUAAAUGUAUGUAAAAAACCUUGAGAACAUGAAAAAAACAAGAAAAUGUCAUCUUGCAGAGUAGGUCACACUAGGUAGUUUUUAGUGUGCAAUUAGUUCAUUUCACGUUUGUUCGCUGACGUUUAAAUUAAAUUUUAAGAUUUAUCAACUUGAAAACAGACGUUAUUUAAGAUUAUACACUAGAUUUCGUAUGUAUCUCAACUUGAUUUUGCAAUGCAAUGCAAUAUUCCUUAUCUAUCGAUAUGAAUAAACACUGUGUUGCAUGCAGAAAAUUGCAAUGCUUUUCACAUGCUAGCUAAUAUAAAAUAUAAACACUCAUUUCAUCACUGAUAACCUGAUAAACCAUCAUCAGAAAAAUUGUUUUGCUUGAUGUAGCAGUAUUUUACUGGAAUGAUACAUUAAUAGUAAUUCAAUUUUGAUUUCAUGCCUUUGCAAACCCUGAAGAUGCAGUAAUGUACAAGAGGAAGCCAAUCACAAACGAAAGUGUUGAGAGAGUGAGAAGGGCACACCAGAAUGAUUUGGAGAACAUCCAAAUCUACUUUGUGGCCGCCUUUUCAUACCUGAUGACCAGUCCUUCUCCCUGGUUGGCCAAAACGUUGUUCUUGACCUUCACUGCGGCCCGAAUCGCUUAUACGCUGGUCUACGCCGUAGUGGUGGUACCACAGCCUGCUAGAUUUUUGGCGUGCUUUGUCGGAUACGCUAUAACAGGGUACAUGGCGCUGCAGGGUGCUGUGCAUUUUCUUGCGUGAUUUUUGCAAAACCAUUUGUUAAUCUUUGUUAUGUCAUUUUUAAGAAACCUUUAUGUUCUGCUGUUGCAGUCAGUAUGUUACAAGGUCGGUUGUGGUAUUGGACGGUGUAGUAAGUAGCAUAAGAUUAAUAUAAGUGUUUUUAAAAAUAUUUUGUUUUUCAUUCAUCAUUAAAC
Molecule: messenger RNA, 1155 nt
Organism: Acanthoscelides obtectus
Lineage: Eukaryota; Metazoa; Arthropoda; Insecta; Coleoptera; Chrysomelidae
Source: the annotation of a GenBank genome assembly